AUGAAAGGACAGUACUAUUAAACCAAAAGGAAAAUCAACACAUCAAGCUAGCUUCUCCGAUCAAAUUAAUUACUAUCACUUGCAGAAACUAAUGAUUAGAUAUAAAAAAAUAAAACUGACUCUUAAUUAUCAAACUCUCACAAAAAAAUAUCAAGAUCGAUAAAUAAUCUUCCGAAGAAAGACCCAACCUUAGACUUAGCCUUUAUGACAGUGACAAAACCAGAUUCAAGGUAUGAUUUUAGCAAGUUUCCUAAUUUGGAAAAAAAAACAGAUGUUUAAAGAGUGAAUUGGUUUACUAAAUAAAACAAAUAGAUAGAAUAAUAAUAAAAUUUCUUAGAAUUCUUAAAUGCUAUAAAAACACAAUCAACUAAAAAUUAGAUUAAGCCUAAGGUUAUUGUUGAACAUAGCAAAAUCGAUGAUAAAAAUGAAUUAAAUUAUUGUGACAAGUAUUUUGUUAUUAAAACCCCAAUCAAACCCAUUUUAAUUAAGCAUAAAAAUACUAGUAAAUGUAAUCAUAUUUAUUUAGAAAAGAACUAAUAAGUAUGAGUUCAACUAUGAGUAGAAUUAAGAAAAAAGCUCAAAAUAGAAACAUGAAUUUAGAAUGUACUAUAAAAUUUAAAUUAAAUAGAAUUUAUUGAAAAAAAUAAUGAAUUAAGAAGACAUUGUUAAACCUAAUAAGAACAUCAGUACACCCAAAAUUCUAUUUUGGAAUAAUUACAAAUUAAAAACAUUCAACAUAUUAAUUUAUAUUCCUCUGUCAAAAGAGGAGUAAAGAAUAACAUUUUGCAUAAUCAAUAUAAAAGUGAGAUUAAAGACCUAAUUGAGUUAGAUGAGGAAUUGACUUCUUAAGAUUACGAAAUUAUGAAAGAAUUGUAAAAGAAAUCCAUUUUUUAAAACCCAUUCUCUCCCCCACAUCAAAAUGAAAUUAAUCAGUUUAAUUCGUAGUCUAUUGAUGAAAAUACAAAAGUCAUCGAAAAAAAUGAAGAUGAAUCAUUAUAGAUCAUUUAAAAAAGAAGAAAUAAAAUUAAAAGAGUAUUGUUGUAAAUCACUUUAUUUUUACAUUGGAUGAUGGAACAUAAACUAAAAUAUGAAGAUAUUAUUACUGGAAAUGUAUUUUAAACUAAACCUUACUAAAGUGAAAAGUCUAAGUUAUGUUUUCAAAAAGUAAAAGCAAAUGAUAUUGAAGUUGUCAAUUCAUUUAUAAGACAAAAUAAAUUUCUAGUUUUUGAUUAUGAUAAUUUUAAAUUAACAAUGCUUCAUCAUGCAGUUAUUAGAGAUUAUCCUGAAAUGGCAAUCUUAAUUUUAUAAAAUUAUGCUGAAGUCAAUAGUAAAGAUAUUGUAAUAUUUCCAUUUAUAUUGUAGUAAGGCAGAACUCCAUUAUUUUAUGCAAUCAAGGGAAAAUGCAAUUAAUGUGUUUGCAUCUUAUUAUAUUUCAAAGCAUCUCCCUGGGGAAAUGCAAAAAAUACCUAUGAUCAGUAUUUAGAAUUCUUAGAACCAAAAGUUAGAGACUUAUACAAAAAAGCAAAAACAGUAAGAAUAUAAAUAUUGUAGAUUCAUCUUCGUUUGCAAAUCCUUAAGGCAUCCAAAAGAGAGCAUUAUUGGUCAUAAUAAAAAUUAAUAUUUACAUAUAAAUGAUUAUUCUAAUUUUAUUUUUGAUUGCAUUCUCAUAUGGUCAUAACUGGAAUUAAAAUACUAAAGUUAAAUUAUUGGAUAAUGAAGAGCAGUAUGAUUUAUUAAGUAAGAAUCAAAACAAAAACGAUAGAUAAGGAUGAAGCAAUAUUUAUUAUGUUUUAUGCUCCAUGGUGUCCUCAUUGUAUUAAAUUGAUUCCUACAUGGGAAAUACUUGCCUAAUAAAACAAUGCAGCAGCUGUAAAUUGCGACCAAAAUUCACGACUUUGUUCCAGAUUCAAAAUCAAAGGAUUUCCCUCUUUGAUUUACAUUCCCCCACAAUCUAAAUUAGGAUAUAAAUUUUAUGGUUUAUUUUUUUAUUUAUUUUAAAUAGGCAAUAGAAUUAAUGAUGAACUUGACCUCUUUAUUAAAGGAGGGUGGCAAAAGGAGAACAUUUAGCAAAUUGAAAUUUCAUAAGAAUAUAGUUUAGUUGAUGAAUUGAUAGAUUACCUUAAAGACCCUAUGUUGCUUGUAUUUCAAUUAUUAAAUUAAGGGAGUCAUAGUAGUGAUGCUAUUUUUAACAUUUAUGAUAUAUUGCAUGAAUAAAUUGGAUUCAGAAAGAGAGGAGGAAGCAAAAAAAUAGGAAAAAAAAGCAGAUUGA
Molecule: messenger RNA, 2269 nt
Organism: Paramecium octaurelia
Lineage: Eukaryota; Ciliophora; Oligohymenophorea; Peniculida; Parameciidae
Source: the annotation of a GenBank genome assembly